Molecule: messenger RNA, 2471 nt
Organism: Prosopis cineraria
Lineage: Eukaryota; Viridiplantae; Streptophyta; Magnoliopsida; Fabales; Fabaceae
Product: protein ANTAGONIST OF LIKE HETEROCHROMATIN PROTEIN 1
Exons: 2
Coding region: 838-2220 (460 amino acids)
Source: RefSeq, a predicted model, not a curated record
AUGAACUAGGGCCAUGCUCAAUGAAAGUUGGCCCAAUAGGUGUUUCCCCGGAAGCUUUCCUUUCGUGAUUUUCUCGGGACCAAAACAAAAUUAAAUGCAUGAUUAUUUACAAUUUAGCAGCAAAAUCAUAAUAAUUUUAGUUGUGCUCCGAGUUAUAAGUUCGUGGUAUUCAAUUGAGCUGUGCCACUGCAGUGUUUCGAUUUUCUUCUGCGUGAUGCUUCAGCUCGCUCUGCCACCUGCACUUGUUUAGGUUUUGUGUGUUUCGCUCCUGCCCUAUCCUUUCUCUUCCACCCUUUCUGAGAAAUUUCAGGAGGGUCGUGAUGUUGUCGAGUCUGAUAAGGAGGCUUCUGUGCGUCCCUCUUCGUGUUUGGCGGUGUAUCAUCUUUGCUUGAGGUAUUUCCGCCGUCUUCGCUCUGACCCUUUUUGGCCAAGACGUCAAGUCGCGACCUAAACGGCUAAACCCAUUAUUCGUACGAUUACAGCGGCUAGAUCUGCCGCGAGAAGGAUCACAGUUUCUAUCCGUUGGAAGGGGCCUCAGAUUACGCGCGCCUUUUGGCCUUCGGGCUAGCAUCCAUUCUCCAAAUUCUUCCGCUGCAGGAUGGUUAUUGUUCCAGUGCAUUGUUGAUAGCUGUGAAGAUCAUUUUGCAUAGAAGAACAGAGAAAACAGGGCAAGGGCAGGGGAAAUCUGAGGGGAAGAGGCUGGAGCUUCUCACUAAAAGAAUUGAUAGAUAGAUAAUCUAGAUAAAGUGGCACUCCACUCCUCGUCGUCUCCAUAAACAAGCCUUAAUUUUCCAGAAAAAAAGGUUUCAAGUCUGAGAUCAAGACUGCCAAAACAGAAUGGACCAAUCUUUUUUGGUUAUGCUCUCAAAUCUGCUUCACCUCCACAAUUCCUUAGAUCCCACCACCUCCCUCCUCUCCGACACCCUCUCCUCUGCCACUACCACCACCUCUGCCACUGCUUCCUCUGCUGCUGCCGCCUCCUCUGCCACUUCACCCACAUCUCUUCUCUACUCCUCCUCCAUCGCCCCACUUCUCUUUUUCACCAUUGCUUCUGUUCUCUCUUACAUUGCCUCCUCUCGUCCUACUCCUUCUUCACCCACCUCAAUCUCGACUGCCACUCCUCCUGCUUCGUCCGCAACAGCCUCUGAUUUCUCUGUUUCGGCUUUCCGAGCUCUCUCUACAGAACACAUCUGGUCCCUUGAAGCUCCUCUUCGCGACGCACACUGGCGUUCACUUUAUGGGCUUUCUUACCCUGUGUUCACCACUGUCGUUGACAAGCUCAAACCUCAUAUUGCCAUUUCCAAUCUUUCGCUCCCUUCUGAUUAUGCCGUUGCUAUGGUCCUUUCUCGUCUUGCACAUGGCUUUUCUGCGAAAACCGUCGCUACCCGCUACUCCCUGGAGCCUUAUUUAGUCUCCAAGAUCACCAAUAUGGUUACUCGACUUCUAGCGACCAAACUUUACCCAGAAUUCAUCAAAAUCCCAGUUAGUCGUCGCCGGCUAGUUGAAACGACCCAGGCUUUUGAAGAACUCACUUCCCUUCCGAACAUGUGUGGAGCAAUUGAUACAAGUCCAGUGAAGCUCCAUAGCCUUCCUAACGACCAGAAAAUUCCCACAAGCUAUAGAUGCAGAUACGGGUAUCCCUCAGUUCUCCUUCAGGUUGUUGCUGAUCACAAGAAGAUCUUCUGGGAUGUUUGUGUUAAAGCUCCUGGCGGUGCAGAUGAUGCCACCCAUUUCAGGGAUAGUUAUCUGUACAAUCGGCUUACCUCCGGUGAUGUUGUGUGGGAUAAAGUUAUCAGUGUCAGGGCUCACCCUGUUCGUCCUUACAUUGUUGGAGACUGGUGUUAUCCGUUGCUGCCAUUUUUGCUCACACCCUUUUCUCCUAAUGGCAUGGGCACGCCUGCUCAGAACCUGUUUGAUGGAAUGCUUAUGAAGGGAAGGUCGGUGGUGGUUGAGGCAAUCGGAUUGCUGAAAGGGAGGUGGAAGAUUCUUCAGGAUUUGAAUGUCGGUCUUAGUCAUGCACCACAAACAGUCGUUGCAUGCUGCGUGUUGCAUAAUUUAUGUCAAAUUGCGAGGGAACCAGAGCCAGAGCUAUGGAAGGAGCCUGAUGAGAGUGGGCCUCAACCAAGGGUGCUGGAUAGCGAGAAGUCAUUUUAUUUCUUUGGGGAAAGCCUGAGGCAAGCUUUAGCUGAUGAUUUGCACCAAAGGCUUUCCUCAAGAUAAGGGCACAUGAAGUUCUGCUAGAAUAUUGAUGUGCAAGUGUCUUCUAUGAAGCAUGUAGCAUCUGUAGAAUGCUUAUGAGUGAGUUUUAGUUUCAAAUAAUUUGUGAGUUUGUGACUAUGACGCAGUAGGAGAUGAUCUGUUGCAACAUCAAUCGGAAUGUCUUGUGAGUCCUGAAUCGGAGGGACGUACUGACGUAGAAUUGUAACGAGAAAUUUCAGACAAAUAUAACAGAAAUGAACGAUUAAGCAGAA